UCCAAACGCCACUAUCCCUCUGCCACAACGAGGGCCGCCUCGUCUCGAGUCGCUGAAGCCAUGGCGACCACGCCGACCACUGCAAUCCUCCGCCUCACUCCAGCCCCUUCUCCCCGCACCGCGCGCCAUCCUCGCUCUGCUACCUUCCUCCAGCCCGCGCUCUCCGUUUCCCUCUCCUACUCCCUCCCCGACUGCCGCAACCACCGCCUUGCGGCCGCUUCCAAGGACACUGCUAGCAGCAAGGGGCAGGAACAAGACCAAGAGCCCGCACCGUCGGCGCCGCAGGAAGGAGGACCAGAGAAGGUAACGGAGGUGGGGGCAGCAUCGCCCGGGGAGAAGAGCCCGGAGGCGGUGGCGGCGGAGCUGAAGGAGGUGCUGAGGGCGCGGAAGGAGGCGGAGGCCGCCGAGGGCCGCGGCGGGUGGUGGGCAGGCGUGGCGCAGGAGAUGACCGAGAUCGAGUGGCCGGCGCCUGGGAAGGUGUUGGGCACCACCGGCGUGGUGCUUGGGGUCAUCGCGGGCUCCACUGUCGCGCUGCUGUCCGUCAACGCCCUCCUCGCCGAGCUCUCCGACACCGUCUUCGCCGGACGCGGACUUCAGGACUUCUUCUCCGGCUGACGAAGCGGCGUGCUUCGUGUACUCUGUAACUAUUUUUUUUUUUCUUGCACUUGGGGCUAGGGUCAUAGAUCAAAUGUUCGAGGUUGGAAUUAUGUCCAAUUUUCAGUUGCCAAGAAAAAGAUGAUGAGUCACUUGCGAAUUUGGUAAUGUUACUAAUAUGUGAGUGACAUUUUGUUGGUAAAUGGUCACUCGGGAACCUAACUUGAGUUCCUUCUGUUUAGUGGUGA
Molecule: messenger RNA, 842 nt
Organism: Zea mays
Lineage: Eukaryota; Viridiplantae; Streptophyta; Magnoliopsida; Poales; Poaceae
Exons: 1
Coding region: 61-615 (184 amino acids)
Cellular component (GO): chloroplast thylakoid membrane
Source: RefSeq, marked validated